CUUGUCUAUUCAGGAACUGGGGCACUCCGCUCACAGAGCUCAGACUGGGCAGGCCGGUACAAAGGCGCGGUCUAUCUCCAAACACUAAACUUUGAAAAUGGAAUUUUGUACCGUGAGCAACUUUCUGAUCCUGAUUCUACUUCUUGGAACGGCAAAUGGUCUCCCCUGCAACGGACCCAAAGGGCCGUUAUGCCUACAACCGCGCUGCAUCCAGACUACCGCCGACAUUCUGCGUGUGAUGGAUCUGGACGCCGACCCGUGCCAGGAUUUCUACCAGUUCGCCUGUGGUAAUUUUGCCAAGGUGUCGGAGAUUCCCGAAGGCGAGACUAGAUGGACACCCAUUCGGCAAACUCAAUAUCAAAACCAAAAACUUGUGCAGAAGUUCCUAGAGCAAGAUGGCUACAAUUACAAAGGAGUUAGAAGCGAGGCUCUGGUGAAGGCCAAGACCUAUUUUCGGACUUGCAUGAACCAGACAUUCAAAGCGGAGAAUGGUUUCGACCCACUGUUGCAACUCAUAGAUUCCGUCGGUGGAUGGAAUCUCCUACCAGAACGCGGCAGCGCCGUUGAGGGCGACAUUUCCCGUCUCGCCUAUCGGUUGGCGGAGAUCUACAACUUGGGCAUCCAGCUGCUGUUUGCCAUGGACAUCGGCCCAGACGACCACAACUCCAGUCUGAAUAUCGUCCAAUUUCAGCAGUACGGCCUGAGCCUCCACCAACCUGGGUACUACGAGGAAUCAAAACGUGAAUUGCUCGAUGCUUUCGUUGACCUCGGCGUCACGGUGAUGACUUUGCUCCGUGACCCACGCAGUCCCAGGGAGCUUGUCGAGACACGGGUGGACGCGAGGUCCCGGAUGGAGGACAUUGUGGAGUUCGAAAGAGCAAUGAGCAGGUUAUUUGUCCCGUUCCCAAAACUGCAAGAUCCUCUCGCCAUUAACAACAAGAUGUCCCUGCAGAAAUUUGCGGACAUGAUGCCGGACUUCGAUCUGCUGGGCUACGUGAGGCAUGCCUUCGGCCGGGAUAUAGGCAGCGACCGGGAAGUCCUGGUCUACACCCCAGCCUACUUCCGGAAACUGAAUGACCUGCUCAGAGACACUCCGGACAGGGUACUGGAAGAUUACAGCUUGCUCUUCAUGACGCGGAGUUACAUCAAGUACCUCCCUGAACCGUUUCGGGAGGCACAGAAGAAGUACAUCAACGUGCUUACGGGGGCCACCAAGCGGCCGACGCUCCUCGACCAGUGCUUGAAGGAGGUCGACCGAACGUUUGGUGAUGUGACGGGCGCCCUCUUUGUGGAGGAGAAGUUCUCCGAGGCUGCAAAGCGAAAGACAGAGGAGAUACUGGGAUACAUACGGGCUGCCUUCCUUGAGAACUUACCACGGGUUCGCUGGUUGGACAAGAAGGCUAAGGUCAUUACUGGGGAGAAGGCUAGAGCCAUGAUCGUGAAGAUUGGCUUUCCAGACUGGAUUCUGGACCCAGCACAGUUGGAUAAAUACUUCGAAGGGCUCCAUGUAUCGGCGGAUAACGCUCUUCAAAAUCAGGCUAACUACAAACGUUUCUUAUAUGUAAACAUCUCAGAAAUUCUCGAUUUUCCGGUGGACAAGAACAGUUGGGACGUCAGCCCAGGUAAGGUGAGUGCACAAUACGACUAUUCGCGCAACGAGCUGGUGUUUCCUGCCGGCAUUCUGCAACCACCGUUCUUCAGCAAUGAUCUGCCGGCAUGGUUGGACUUUUGCGCUAUCAUAAACGGGGAAACCACUCUGUAUGAGAAUUUCGCGGACAACGGCGGACUAAAGAUUGCCUACCUGGCCUUUCAGAGAUGGCGGAGGAACAGUGCGGACGAUCUGUCACUGCCGCUGAACUUGACGGCAUCCCAGGAAUUCUUCCUGGGAAUGGGCCAAGCUUGGUGCAGUUACUAUACACCAGAAGCCGCUAAGAUCUACUUAGACAGGGGCUACCAUUCGCCCGAGAAGUACAGGGUCAUCGGGUCGUUGUCCAACCUGCCAGCCUUCAGCGAGGCGUUCCAAUGUCCCAUCGGAAGUCCCAUGAAUCCUGCCGUGAAGUGUGAGGUGUGGUGAUUCCCGUGUGGUGAGCGAGCGGCCAUAUUUACCAACCACUUCGAACAGCAUUUAAUUAAUUACAGCUAUAAGUGCAUUUCUGAUUCGCUGUUAUUUUGACACUAUUCACUUUCCAGCGCUUGUAGAUGAUAUUUUCAUUUUCAAAUAUGUUUUGCUGUUAUUUGAUUAAAUUCAGCCACAAAAGUUUGCUGGACACCUGUAUUCUUAGAACGUGUUGAAAAAGAGGUUUAUACCUUUUUUAAUUUGAUGUAAAAUCGUGUGCCUUACAUGUGCGACACUUUUGAAGACAAAAACUUUUGAAGGUAUAAACGCUUUGCAUCAAAAUUAACAACAUCAUCAUUAGUAUUAAUGUUCAUCAGAAUUGGAAUUUGAACAAAACUAGGAAUACUAAGACGUCAGUGGAAUUUUUUACCCAUUGGAACAAACCUACAAAUCCAAAUAUUGUUGUCCAUAUUUUAUUUCAAAAACCCUCAAAAUAAUAUUCGGUGUUAAAAAAAGGAGAGCCUAGCUCACAUAUACCGACAUGACAGCACACAAGAUGUCGAGACGCAAACAGUGGCGGACGACUAACGAGCGUGACGUCACUCCAUCAACAUGGCGUCCGAAACUCCCAACGUUUUAUUACAACAUGCCUUCCUACUGGUUGUACCAGGUUUGAGAAACAAACUGGUACUCCAGUUCGAUGGUCUUCGUUUUAGAGGCUGAUGCUUUGAUGACAAUAAUUGAACUGCCAUGUUUUAGUCGGGACCAGGAGGAAAUAAGCAAAAAAAAAAGAGGUACUGAUACUAAGGGGGGAAAGAGGCAUCCCAAACGUGUUUGUGUGGUCCUACUCUGGCGACUCACACAGAGAAUCAGCACAGUUGAACACGAUUCAGAUUUUUAUCGGUUUUUUAUCUCGUCUGUGGUUGUGCCAGUCGCGAAAAAAAGGUCCCCGUGUGUUUGUCUACCAUCGGGGACUGUUGAGCGUUACUGUGUGCGUCCAUUUACGUCGAUAUGGAAACUAUACAGGCUUUACAACUUGGUUGCUUGAUUUACCGUUUGUCUCAAAACUUUACUCUGUAGUGGCCUUGACUAGACUCAGUAAGGGGGAAUUGUGACUGUCAAUGCCGAUGACCUUGUACUCUACCAUAAUCAGGACAUGUAUGGCGUAAGUUUUCGCUGUCCAUGUGCAAGUAUGACAAAGGGGUAGCCUAAAAUAUCAGAUGUGGCAUAUCGAUCUACGGCCUAAGAAUGAUCUAGGGCCAAGACUGCGUUCAUAAGGACUACUAACAGACAUUUCACAGAGCUUCUAAGGGGUUCAAAAGGAGAAAUAGGAAGAAUACACUCCUCCUGGAUUGUUUGACUGGAGAAUCUGCCGUAAUGGGAUGCACAACGCGCAUUAUGACGUCAAACUGUACCCACGACAGACACGAAGAUGGCUUUGCGCGGUUCAGCCAAAAAAAAAACCAAACAAACAAAGAAAGUUGACGUAUUAUGUUUGUGGCUAAUAUGAUUUUUGAAAACAGCUGGAUAUUGGAAAGUUGCACAUCGGACUGAAGUGUCGCCUGCUCCCCUUAUUGUCCUCGGUCGCAUGUCAUCAGAGAAUUUCAGGCCUUGUAAUCAACCUGUGCUGGUGAAAAUUGGAGACGUAGGAAACGAUAACGCUCACACAAUCGGGCCGAUUUUAAGUUCAUGAUUGGCUACAAUUGACACUUUUGUUGUAAGACAACAGCACCAACGACAGCGUCAAUAUUGUUGGUCACCAUCAUAGCCCUUUUCCGAUUUCUAAAGGACAGUUUUUAUCAGUCUAAUUCGCCGAAAAACAUGUACGCCCUGAAAUAUCGUUCUGUUCCUACAAGGAGUCACUGUAUUUGAAUGAGGAAUGUGGUAGCAAUCGAAUCACAUGAGAUUUUCAGACCGUUCAUGUUGUAAAUCCGGUCAGGGCUCAAUAUCCCAAUGAUUGUUUGGCAUAUUCAGUGGACUCAGUCGAUUCAUGUCGUCAUAUAAAACCAGUGUCGCGUUACAUUCCUGAAUUAUAGUAUGAUUAAACAAAAAAAUAUAUAUACGGCAACUGUAAAAAUAAAAACAAUUCUCUAUAUGUAAACAAA
Messenger RNA from Acanthaster planci (crown-of-thorns starfish), 4161 nucleotides. RefSeq names its product endothelin-converting enzyme homolog. The record is from RefSeq and is a predicted model, not a curated record. Gene Ontology annotation, cellular component: plasma membrane. Gene Ontology annotation, biological process: protein processing. Gene Ontology annotation, molecular function: metalloendopeptidase activity. NCBI's taxonomy places the organism in Eukaryota, Metazoa, Echinodermata, Asteroidea, Valvatida, Acanthasteridae.